GGCGAUCUCGCGGGAAAACAACCGUUGCCUGUCUCGGCGUUGUUUGGAGGUGGGGGGAGCGGUGGAGGCGGGAGUGAACUCUCGCGAGAAGAGGCGGCAGCCGUAGCGGAGCAGUGUGGUUGUGUGUGUCUGCGGAUCCGCCGCUCUAACUGCGGACGGUUUGCUAAGCCCGUUAGUGCCCUCGGCCGAGACUCACGCCGCCGUCAUGUCCCGCUACCUGCGGCCCCCCAACACGUCUCUGUUUGUCAGGAACGUGGCGGACGACACCAGGUCUGAAGAUUUACGGCGUGAAUUUGGUCGUUAUGGUCCUAUAGUUGAUGUGUAUGUUCCACUUGAUUUCUACACUCGCCGUCCAAGAGGAUUUGCUUAUGUUCAAUAUCCUUUCUUCAGAUGGCUGAUUAGUGAGGGGUGUUGAAGUUUGAAAUUCAAGUUUAUAGAAUGUAAAGCUGUACAGUUAUGGCGACCCCAAAGAGAAAGCAUGAAAGAACCUUUAGAGUAGAGUUCAACACUUAAGGCAAGUAGACAAGCCAAAGACCUCUUAAGGAUCAGGCUUGAAGAGAAGGGAGAGUUUGGGAAAAGAAAAAAUAAAGAAAAGCUGGAAGAAGGACAAGCCUAAUGGGAGACAAAGCCUCGCUUUAUCUACAAAAGGGGGAAAAGGUUGUUUUUCAAAGUUAAAGAUAAAGCCAUCUGUCAUAUUUGGCCAAGCAUCUCAUGACAAGUCCUUCUGACAAGCACUUAAAGAGUUAAAGGUCAAGAUGAAGUUGAAUGAUGGCCAAGAUUAAAGGAGUCAUACCUGAUCACAUUUGAGGAUGUUCGUGAUGCUGAAGAUGCUUUGCAUAAUUUGGACAGAAAAUGGAUUUGUGGACGUCAAAUUGAAAUACAGUUUGCACAGGGGGAUCGGAAGACACCAAAUCAGAUGAAAGCCAAGGAAGGAAGGAAUGUGUACAGUUCUUCCCGUUAUGAUGAUUAUGAUAGAUACAGACGGUCUAGAAGCCGAAGUUAUGAAAGAAGGAGAUCAAGAAGUCGGUCUUUUGAUUACAACUAUAGAAGAUCUUAUAGUCCUAGAAACAGUAGACCGACUGGAAGACCACGGCGUAGCAGAAGCCAUUCCGACAAUGAUAGAUUCAAACACCGAAAUCGAUCUUUUUCAAGAUCUAAAUCCAAUUCAAGAUCACGGUCCAAGUCCCAGCCCAAGAAAGAAAUGAAGGCUAAAUCACGUUCUAGGUCUGCAUCUCACACCAAAACUAGAGGCACCUCUAAAACAGAUUCCAAAACACAUUAUAAGUCUGGCUCAAGAUAUGAAAAGGAAUCAAGGAAAAAAGAACCACCUAGAUCCAAAUCUCAGUCAAGAUCACAGUCUAGGUCUAGGUCAAAAUCUAGAUCAAGGUCUUGGACUAGUCCUAAGUCCAGUGGCCACUGAUAGUAUAAACUAUGAUAAUUUUUAGGCAUGUAUCAUUCAUUUACUCAUAGUUUGGUUUACUUAAAUUAUCAGGAAUACAAUGUUGCAAUGAUGCUUAAAAACACUUGUUAGUUUUCCCUGUACCAGGCAAUGGUUAUAAUUAAAAUAUGCUGUUGAGAAGCCACUCUUAAGAGUCCAGUUUGUUUAAUGUUAUGGGCAGCUACCAAUUUGUGGUGUCUCUGUAUAUUUUUGUAAAGAUUCUCAUUUUUUAUGCUUGAAGUAUUUGGUGAAAAGAUGUUGGUUGACCAUAAUUUGCAACAUUGUCUUAUUAAAAAUAAACUUUCAUAUUCAUAUUUGGUAGAACUGUUAACCUAGAAUGUAGCUUGAUAAUAAGAUAGAAUAAUACAAAAGUGAAGUUGUAGCCACAGUACAACACUGACUGCUCAGACACAUUUAGGUUCAGGGUGGACCUUUAUGUCUUGGCAAGAUGUCUAGGCCCCUGAUAAUAGUUUAUUUAUGAUGCAGUGUGGAAUAGUUCUUUUGUUAACCUCACUGUCUUGGGGAAUGAUGCCAACUGGGUUAUGUAGUAUUUUGAGGGAGGUGGAGUUUUUGACUGAAACAUGGAGCCUUCACUGCUUUUUUCUGGUUUCUAUGAAGAUUUGGAACACAGAAAACAUCAGAAAAACUCACCUUAAAAUUCGAGCAGGCCAAUGAUGGCAAAAAUAAUUUUAAGAGGAAAAGGGUGUUCUUAUGUAGUUACGCUAAAAUUUAAGGAAUAUUGUUGACCAUAAUAUUGCUUAGUUUUUUUACUGCUGUUAGAGGCAAGUAAAUUGUUUCAUAGUAGGUUUUGUGUGUGUGUAUGUAUGUGCAUAGUGUAAAAGAACUGAAUUUUGAUGCUUAAAGCACUUGGCUUGUGCAUUUGUAUCAAAAUUUGCCUGCCUCUUCAUGAGGGAGAUUUGCUCUUCACAUUUCAGUUUAUUUAAUAUAAGGCAAGUUGAAAGACAACACUCUCAUUCUAGGUGAUUCUGUGGUGCCAUGAAAUUUAAAGUAGUUUUCAAAAAGGAUUAGUCAGUUUUAAGCAAGAGUCACAUCUCUUGAGAUUUUGAUUAUCAAUGUGUAGUACCCAACUAAAAUGAAGAAGUAAUAUCCUUAUCCAUUUAUAAUUUCUAGUAUUUCUCUGAAAGAUCGUUUUGGGGACAAAGUGACUUGACAUGUCCAGUCUCAUUUCAGAAUUAAAAGCUGGCAUCUUUAAAAAUCUCAGAUUGCUUGCUUGCAGAUAUAAGUAAGAAAUUACAGGGAAACGAUUCCUUUUAGAGGAUUACUUUUUCAAUUUUGGUUUUAGUAAUCUAGGCUUUGCCUGUAAAGAACAAAAAGAUGGUUUUUAAAUACUGUUUGUGGAAUGUGUUUAAAGGAUUGAUUCUAGAACCUUUGUAUAUUUGAUAGCAUUUCUAGCUUUCAUUUCUUUACUGUUUGCAGUUAAUGUUCAUGUUCUGCUAUGCAAUCAUUUUUAUGCACGUUUCUUUAAUUUUUUUAGAUUUUCCUGGAUGUAUAGUUUAAACAACAAAAAGUCUAUUUAAAACUGUAGCAGUAGUUUGCAGUUCUAGCAAAGAGGAAAGUUGUGGGGUUAAACUUUGUAUUUUCUUUCUUAUAGAAGCUUCUAAAAAGGUAUUUUUAUAUGUUCUUUUUAACAAAUAUUGUGUACAACCUUUAAAACAUCAAUGUUUGGAUCAAAACAAGACCCAGCUUAUUUUCUGCUUGCUGUAAAUUAAGCAAACAUGCUAUAAUAAAAACAAAAUGAAGGAAAUAAUGAUUAACUGGAAUUAUUAUAGUAUUGAAUAUGAUUCUAAAAUAACAGUGGAAACAAUCCUUUGUAGAUUCAGGAAUAUUUUUAAUCAGUGUCGCACUAGGCACAACUAACUUUUACUUAGGAAAUGAUAGCACUUGCCAGAUAGCUACAUCUUUUAUGUAGUACUUAAGAAUUCAUUAUGUAAUGUCAAAGUUGUUUUAUGAUUUGCUCAUUAAGCCUCUUGGGUUAAAUAACUAUUAAGAGGUUAUUUGGUAGUAUUAAGAUAUAUAUAUUAAAGUGAAAUUUGGGUUAGCUAAAUAUAAGUUUAUACUUUAUUGGGUGGAUCAGUAAUUCCCACUUCCUAAACAAGAUGCAUCGGGUCUUCUGUUUAUGGCAUGAUUUUAAAUUCUUGUUCAUUGAAUGUUGGUGAGUAGUAAUUAAUGUGUAACAACCACUUUGGGGAAGUAGGUGAGGUGUUUUGUGAUUUGAAUUUGCUACUUCAUGACAAUUAUAGUAUUUAUGAUUUGCCAGACACUUCAAAAAGCGUUCUGGUAACUCAUUUACUCUUCAUAAAACCCUAUGAGAAAGAUAAUUUUAUUUCCCUCAUAUUGCUGGUAAAGAAACUGAGGCGCAAAGAAAAGACUGUUAAAGGCAGAGGCAAGAUUUGAGCCAGGCCUGGUCCUUAGAUUUGUUUGUUUGCAAACUAUAAUUUGAGAGAAGUAGAUUGAGGAGAUAGCCCACUGAAAUUGUUCUUAGUCUCUGUGUAGAACUAGAAGGUCUGAUGUUUUCAUUUUAUUUUCUACUCGUGUCACCUUAUUUUUAAUCUCAGACUAUUUUCUUGAGAACCUUAUAUGUUGUUUCUAAAGUCAUAUACCUAACAGCUUCAAAAGGUUUAUAAUUGAACCCAUGAUGGUUAAGAUCCUACAGAAAAUUGGUGACGAUCUUUACAUAGUGUUUUAAGUUAAUUUUGGGUUACGUAGUUGAGUCCCACACUUACUGAGUACCUACUGUAUGUCUGGCACUGGGCUCAAUAUUAAAUAGAUUGGUCAUAUCAACACUCAAGUGAGGGCUGAGACUUCAUCUCUCCUUUUACUUAAGAUCUCUGCAUUUUUUUUUUUUUUUGAAGCCAAGUAAGCAAGAAGAAAAAUGAGAGAUAAUGCUUCAGUGAGAGAGGAAAGGUGCUACAUAGAGUAUGCGCUAUUAAGUUACAACCCAGGGAAAAGACCUGGGAACUAUUGUAUUAUUCUCUUGAAAAUUUGGCCCAGUAAGCUGCUACAUCCAGUUCAACUAACAAAAUCCUGUAUACCACAGAGAAGAAUAAAGAAAACCAAACUGACAAACAUCCUUCUUUUAUUUAAGACCAAACUGCAGCUGGAAUACCCAGUACAGUUCUGCUUACUACACUUCAAGAAAGAUCUGAAAGCGGAAAAAGAACCAAAGAAGGGCAGUUCAAGCGACCAAAGGGUGGGUGGAAGGUGCUGCAGUAUGAAUACUGUACGAAUAUUUUGACUCUGGUCUGAAAAGAUAAAAGAAUGUUAUCGAAAACUACAUGGAAUAAUUGAAGUCCCUUCAAGUUUGAAAGUAAGCAUUUUAGGACAAAUAAAAGGAAAUUCAACUUUGUACUUGUGGAAACUAAUCCCUAAAUAUGAAUAGGUUUAUAUUGAUUCAUGGGUAACAGGUCCAAAAUAAAUUAUUGGAAACUAGGAUGUCUGGAUAUCAAGGAAGACAGCCAUAGUCUCUUACAGUGCCUCUAUUGGUCUGUCUCAAACUGAAUUGGGUGGGGAAAGGUGUGGUCCAAUAUAAACUUCCUUGGUUAUCUCUUAAAAGUCAGUUCCAUUUUCACCAUUAUUGGCAAAUCUUGCCUUUAUAUUGGUGCCAGUGUUUUUGCUUAAUCGUUUGCUUUGUUGGCAUCUGAGUUUACUUGUACGCCACAUGCAGUUUACAUCUUCUUUUACUCUUUCCCAGGUAAAUUCCAAUUAUACUUGACAUCCAGCUAAGAGGGCCCAUCUCUUCUCAGUUCUUUCCUAGUCAGUAUGUUUAGCAAAUAUUUAUUGAGCCCUUACUGUGGGCAAAACAUUGUACUGGAUAAUUGGGGAGAAAAAUAGAUAAUUCCCUUAUUCAAUAAAUGUCUACUGAGCACAAUCUAGUGAAUCAUUACAGUAUGGCCUCAUUGUUUUGUUUGAGGUGUAUUCGUAACAAUAUUUUACACCAUUCGUAUCUGUAAUUAUAAAACCCAAUAUACUAUCAAAAAUAAUUUUGUGGUUAUCUGCCAUUUAAAAGUAUCCAGUAUUUUCUGUUUGCAUCCAUUAAUACGAAUAAUGAAAAGAUGAUGUUUUAAUCUGUAAUAAACUGGUUUAUUGUGCAGUGACUGUAAUAUACUAGAAUUAUAUUAAAUUGUUAGCUCUGCCUCAUCAAUCACAUAUUAGGAAAUAGUCCCCAAAAUAAGUAUUUAACUUUGCAUUAGAUAUCAAGGAGACUCUGGGUGCUAUAAUUAGAUUAUUUUGAGGCAGACAGAGAGCUGUUGUCCCAGCUGAUUUAGUAUGUUCUGUAAUUGAGAAAAUGUUCACCAAAUUAUACUUUUUAGUGAUUUACAUGUACAUUUUAUAGGGGACAUGUUCUGUGUAUAGUGAAUAAAUAACUUUUAUAGUAUCACAAAA
Messenger RNA from Microcebus murinus (gray mouse lemur), 5842 nucleotides. The record is from RefSeq and is a predicted model, not a curated record. NCBI's taxonomy places the organism in Eukaryota, Metazoa, Chordata, Mammalia, Primates, Cheirogaleidae.